This is a messenger RNA of Penicillium brasilianum, 1750 nucleotides long. The record is from the annotation of a GenBank genome assembly. Lineage: Eukaryota; Fungi; Ascomycota; Eurotiomycetes; Eurotiales; Aspergillaceae.
CCUAUGCAAGCCUAGCUUCCGCGUAAUUACCAUAGUGCUUGAAAUAGGGCAAAUAACGACCCUUUUCCGGCAGUCACAUUCAUCUUAUGAGAUACUAGGGCCGUCUUCUGGUUGCUUGCCGUCUUAGUCAGCCCCAAUAUCAGCAGCCUACAACCCCCCAAUAGGAACACGGUUUACUCCCCGACUCUCACAAUCAUAGCUAGGCUUAGUCACCCUGGCAACCCUGCAUGUGACCAACCAUUAACUUCGCGUUUUGAUAUGUCAAACCCAGCCUUUUCAACGCAACACAUGGAAUUUUGUAGUCAGUCUCGACUUGCUAGAAGCCCAUGCAAUGAAGGGUGUGGCACGUCUACUUAAGGGUCUUGUGUCUCCCCUUUUCCGGCGGUCCCCAUCGCCAGCCCGACACUUUCCACCUGGCCCUGUUCUCGACUCGACGGAGAAACUCGAGGAGGAAAAACUAGCAUGGUAUUCCAAAAGCAACUUCUUCCCUGUCAAAAUCGGCGAUAUCUUUCAUUCAAAGUAUCAAGUGGUUGGAAAAUUGGGCUAUGGCGGAUAUUCAACCGUGUGGCUUGGACGAGACUUAGAAGAGGACGUCUAUGUCACCUUAAAACUAUACGAACAUGACUCUGCUCAUGCUAAGCGAGAAAUUAUGGUUUACGAACACCUCAAAGGUCUUAAAUCAUGCCACACUGGUACCAUUCUCGUACGAACCGCGUUGGAUAAGUUCCAGCUCAGUUCAGCCGAUGGCUCCCACAUCUACCAGUGUCUGGUCCACCCACCAUUAGGCAUGAGCCUCUUUGAGCUUCGGAAUCGGUGCCCACGAAAGGUCUUUCCUGAAAACCUCCUUAAACCCACCCUUAUCCAUAUCCUCCUUGCACUAGAUUUCCUACAUACUGAAGCGCAAGUAGUCCACACUGACCUACAAGAAAAGAACAUUAUGCUCAAUAUUGAAGAUGAGUCGAUUCUCGUUGACUUUGAGGAGACCGAGAUAUCAAACCCAAGUCCACGCAAAGUGGUCGAAGAUCGGGUAAUCUAUGAGUCUCGCAGAUUAGGUAUUCCAAGAAAGCAUGGACGUCCAGUACUCUCAGACUUCGGUGAGGCUCGCUUUGGGUCAGAGUCAGGCACUUAUGAUGAUGAUGUACAGCCAUAUAUGUAUCGGGCUCCAGAGGUACUACUUCGCAUGUCUUGGAAUGAAAAGAUAGACAUCUGGAAUCUUGCAGUCAUGGCUUGGGACCUAUUCGAGCCAGGCCAUCUUUUCUAUGCCCGGGAUGCAAAUAAGCGAGAAUCGGAUACUCACCAUCUCGCUGAAAUGAUUGCGUAUCUGGGGCCACCGCCACUUGAGAUGCUUGAGAAAAGCGAAUUAGCUAAUAAGUAUUUUGAUAGCAGCGGAAAAUGGAAGGGUCUUGCUGAAAUUCGCCUUACGUCUUUAGAGAGCAUUGAAAGAAACCUUGAGGGUGAGCGACAAGAGGGUUUCCUCCGAUUCAUACGGAAAAUGCUGCAGUGGCGACCAGAAGAUCGAGCUACUGCGAAAGAGUUGUUAUCUGACCCUUGGUUAAGGUCACCAUAACUUGAGAUGGCGGCAGCGCGAGCGUUCAAGAAUUUAGAAACCCAUAUACUGUGACUUGAAUUUUUUCUUUGCAGGAACAGUACGGAAGCCCAGAUAUGUAUUAUCUUAUAUUUACUGAAUCUUAGGUGUAUAUACGCCGAGGCCUCUCUUGGGACGGAGAUCGGACAACACAUUCAAUGACAA